Nematolebias whitei (Rio pearlfish) is the source of this 1525-nucleotide messenger RNA. It is a transcript of the gene arf6a, whose product is annotated as ADP-ribosylation factor 6a. The record is from RefSeq and is a predicted model, not a curated record. Gene Ontology annotation, molecular function: GTPase activity; GTP binding. Bases 763 to 1290 code for a protein of 175 amino acids. Lineage: Eukaryota; Metazoa; Chordata; Actinopteri; Cyprinodontiformes; Rivulidae. Gene Ontology annotation, cellular component: cytoplasm. The transcript is spliced from 2 exons. Gene Ontology annotation, biological process: vesicle-mediated transport; intracellular protein transport.
AGAGAGAGGGGGGAGGAAGACAGAUCGAGGGCGGCAAGAGAGCGGGGAGAAACGGUUCGGGGGUGCGGGGAACGACAAACGCUGGGAGAAGAGAAGAAGAAGAAAGUCGGAUGAAUCGGUGACCUUUAGAGCCGUCUUCGUCUGGACGCCCCGCUACAGAAGCGGAGCGGGAAUCAACAACUUCACAUUUUCGGACCAGUUUUAACAAAAAGAAGAAGAAAAUUAAUCAACGUGUUUGGAAAUUUAUCGAGUGGAAGAAAGAAAGAAAGAAACAACUGACUGUGGACAGGCAGUUAAGGAGGAAGUGGGAACCCCCGGUUUGGACUGGGCCUGGUUUAAACUGUGUUUGAGGGGUUUGGAUCAACUGAUUAAAUAAAAGUUGUUUCCGGUCCAGCUCACCUGGAAGUGAGAGGAUUCAUUUUAAGAAGACGAAAAUUGUGAUUUUUUUGGAGGGAGUUUGUCCUCAAAAAGCUUUGUGAGAGAUGCCAUUUUUUUCUUCUUACAUGAUGAAAAUCUAUCCCCACCCAAAUCUGUGAGGGCGCACUGUUCCUCCGAAACGCUCAGGUUGGAUUACCUCAGUCCAGAUUCUUGUACUGUACAAACUUGAAUAUUGACGCUCGUGUCAGGCCGCCGCCGUCACCUGUGGAGUCUUUGCACACCGAAAGCGAGACCUCUCAUUUGGAGUUGAAACUACUUUUCCACUCCCAAGGGAAGAACCACUUUUCUUUUCCUGUAACAAAGUAUUUAUGCACAUCAGACAAGAUGGGGAAAAUGCUUUCAAAGAUCUUUGGCAACAAGGAGAUGAGAAUAUUGAUGCUUGGACUUGAUGCUGCCGGGAAGACGACCAUCUUGUACAAGCUGAAACUGGGACAGUCGGUCACCACCAUCCCCACGGUCGGGUUCAACGUAGAGACCGUCAACUACAAGAAUGUGAAGUUCAACGUGUGGGACGUGGGCGGACAGGACAAAAUCAGACCGCUCUGGAGACAUUACUACACAGGUACCCAGGGCCUGAUUUUUGUGGUGGACUGUGCCGACAGGGACCGCAUCGACGAGGCGAGGCAGGAGCUCCACCGGAUCAUCAACGACCGGGAGAUGAGGGACGCCAUCAUCCUCAUCUUUGCCAACAAACAAGACCUCCCAGAUGCCAUGAAGCCCCAUGAAAUCCAGGAAAAGCUGGGCCUGACCCGGAUCAGAGAUAGGAAUUGGUACGUUCAGCCCUCUUGUGCAACAACGGGGGAUGGACUGUACGAGGGCCUGACUUGGCUUACCUCAAAUUACAAAUCCUAAUGUUUCCUCCACCCCACUCACCAGCCUGGACACUUGGAGGAGAAACGUAGCUAUAAUUAAAAAAAAACAGCAAUUAUCACCACGAUCGCUUUCCUGGAAAUGUAUUAAAGAGUCACAAGUACUUUUGGUUUAAUAUUCUCUUUUUUGAUGACGAUAGCUUUUCUUUAACCCCAAAUUUCAUUUAAGCGAAACAAAAAGCUUUUUUUUUUUUGUCGUUUCUUUUCUUCGUAUAAUC